CCCAAUUUGCAGAAAAUUAAAUUACGAUGUCAUCUGUGAUCAACCAGCUAUCGUGUUUCUCUUCGAUAGCCAACAAUCGGCGAUUGGAAUUUCAAUUCAUCUCAAGUAUCCGUACUGUAACAGUUAGUUUUGGUCCCCGGAACCUGAAGGUUCUAAAUGUCGCAAGCAACGACGGCCAUAGCACACAAGUAUCAAGUUUGGACAACAAAACCUCCCCAGAUUAUGUAGAAGAUGCAUCAAACUUACACAAAGGAAGCUCCAUAAAGUCCAAUUCUCCAACAGAAAGUUUUGCUGCUGGAGGAUCAAACGGACAUCUUCAGGAGUCUGUUGUCACUGAACCAAAAAGGGCAGCAAAGAUUCAUGACUUCUGUUUCGGCAUACCCUUUGGUGGGCUUGUUCUUAGUGGUGGCCUACUUGGCUUCAUUUUCACAAGAAAUCCUGCGACAUUAGGCGCCGGCGUGCUCUUCGGAGGUGCUUUGUUGGCUCUUAGUACUUACAGUUUGAAGGUAUGGCGUAAAGGAAAAUCGAGCUUGCCGUUCAUACUAGGUCAAGCAGUUCUCUCUGUGGCUCUCUUAUGGAAGAACCUUCAGGCCUAUUCAAUGACGAAAAACCUCAUUCCAACAGGCUUCAACAUCGUCAUAAGUGCUGCAAUGCUCUGCUUCUAUUCGUAUGUCGUGCUAUCUGGAGGCAAUCCACCACCAAAGAAGUUGAAGCCAUCUGCUUCUGUCGAGAAAUCUUCAUAAAAGAAUCAAUUGGUAAUGUAAUAUCAAGAAUUGAAAUUUUGAAGCUUUCGUAUUUUUCAUGUGAAUCUCAAUGAGAAAUAUGUCUUGUCUAGA
Andrographis paniculata is the source of this 836-nucleotide messenger RNA. Its product is annotated as protein FATTY ACID EXPORT 1, chloroplastic. The coding region runs from base 27 to 743 and encodes 238 amino acids. The record is from RefSeq and is a predicted model, not a curated record. Lineage: Eukaryota; Viridiplantae; Streptophyta; Magnoliopsida; Lamiales; Acanthaceae. Gene Ontology annotation, cellular component: membrane. The transcript has 6 exons.